This is a messenger RNA of Fonsecaea pedrosoi CBS 271.37, 2370 nucleotides long. RefSeq lists its product as uncharacterized. The record is from RefSeq and is a predicted model, not a curated record. The transcript has a single exon. Bases 1 to 2370 code for a protein of 789 amino acids. NCBI's taxonomy places the organism in Eukaryota, Fungi, Ascomycota, Eurotiomycetes, Chaetothyriales, Herpotrichiellaceae.
AUGUCUACGGAACUUGACCGAUUGCGCCAACUCCUCCAGGAAGAGAGACGACUCCGCGAAGAGGAGACACAACGCCGCGUGGCUGCUGAAUCGCAGGCGAAGUCGGAGCAAACCCGACGGGAGGAAGAGCAACGUCGACGAGAGGAGGAGCAAACACGACGGGAGGAAGAGCAACAGCAUUUCCAGCAUCGAACUGGCAAGACGAACCUACCUGAAUUCCUCGACGCCUGUCACGUAUAUCUCUACCAAGACCUGAAAAUACAAGACAAAAGCGAGUCGACCCAGGGCACGCCUGCCAAUGCCGACCGAAAGCUCCGGCCAGAUCGCAUCGUUCGUUGGCAUGACUUUGCAGAAUGCCAGACUCGAGUAUGGGAUGUGUUGAUGCAAUCGGACACCAUUGAGGACAAACACUACACCUCACGACAUUCGUUGCAAGAACACGGCGAACAGCUACAUCGACGGCGAUUGAGCUCGGAGUUAGACGUUCACUACUUCGUUCGAUUUGCGAUCAAUGAACAAGUUUCCUCGAUUGUUGAACAAUUGUCGCAGGAUCCCCACCUACGACAGUCGCUGAAUCUACGCGGAAAUGUAAUCUUUGAGAAUCACGGCAACAUGCUGAGUGUGGACGACCUCGACCUGGAAAAUCUGGACGUUACCCAACCGCCGCCACGUCGGCGCUCACCGCGUCUACGUAAACAGGCCGAUCAAACGCCGUUGGACCCUCCGUCGUCGUCGGCCAGUCGAACUCGCUCCUCAAUCCCCCGUGCCGACCAGUUUGGUGUUCACCAUAUUGUCAAUGAAGCCAAUGUCGUCACGCAGAAGAUUCCAAUCUUAGUUAUGGAGUACAAGGCCGCCCAUAAAUUGACCUUGGGUCACAUCUACACAGGCCUCGGAGAGAUGGAUCUAGAUGACAUCGUCCAAGAACGCCUCGACGAGGACGUUACGCGACGAUGUCAGCGCCUAGUCGCGGCGGUGUUAACCCAGACAUUUGCAUACAUGAUCGCAGCGCGGGUGGAAUUAGGGUGCGUCUUCACCGGCGAGGCCUUCAUUUUCCUGCGUAUCCCCGAGGACGACUGUUAUCGUCUAGAGUACGCUCUCGCCGUCCCUCACGGUGAUGUGGGCCCGUCCACCGGGUGGCAUGAGCAAUUGGACCAAGAUAAUCGACUACAUCUUACCGCCGUCGGCCAAUUGCUGGCGUUCACUGUGAACGCGGUGCAAAGCCCUCGCCGCAGCCUCCGCUGGCAAAGGGAUGCAGAGAGGCAGCUCCAGACGUGGCAACUGGAGCCUGAAGAGUUGGGCGAGGAUAUGCCGGAAAUAGAUGUUCCAGGGUCUGAGUACCGACCACCGCUCGGGGAGGACGCGCGGUUUCUGGUGGAGUCUCCGGUCCGACGUCGACUGCGCCCUCGAACUGUCUUUCAGCUGGACAACGCGCCCAGUCAACAUUCGACAGAUACCGAGGAAGACAGUGGGGGUGAAAAUGGAAAGACCGCCGCCGAAACCCCAAGCCGUGGGCCGCAGCAACGGCGCCGAGGGUCUGCCGUCGGAGGCUCCCAGCAUGGUUCCCCGGCGAAAAACAGGGGAGCCUCCAAUGCACACCCUCAAUCCGGUCGGCAGCGAGACUUGGGACCAUAUUGCUCAGCCCAGUGUCUAAAGGGCAUGCUGAUCGAUGGUCCUUUGGAUCCUACUUGUCCGAACGUGCACCGACACGCGAAAGGCUCACGACAUAUGAUUGGCCUCAAACGUUUUCGACGUUCGGUACGACGUAUAUGGCAGGAGCACCUCGAAUACUGCGAAGAACUAGGCCUCUACGGAGCGAGAGGCUGCCUGUACCGGAUCCGUCUCCCUAGCUGGGGCUAUACCAUGAUGGCUAAGGGUACACGACAAGAAUUCAUCGCCGACCUUAAGCGCGAGGCAGCAAUGUAUCAAAAAAUCCUGCAACCGGUCCAAGGAACCAUUACCCCGGUAUACCUGGGAAGUUUCACGAUGCAACGACCUCUGCAUUAUAUGGGGCAGGUGCCAAUCGUGCAUAUGAUGUUGAUGUCCUUCGGAGGCUAUCCCAUGCAUCGCAUGCACAUCCCACCAGGUGCUGCUCAAAGUGCCAUUGACGGGCUACGUGCUAUUCACCGACUUGGAAUCCUACAUCAUGAUAUUGCGCGACGAAACAUGCUAUGGGACCCGGUUUUGCAGCGGGUGAUCUGGCUCGACUUUGAGCGAGCACAAAUCUGCCAGCGUCGGCCACUGAUGGAAAAAUCGGUGAAUGAAAAUAAGAUGCCGACUAGGGGAAAGGCUAAGAGGACUUUCGAGGAGCGAGCAUCUGUAGAAGUCAGGAAGGUCCGGGCAGAGCUGAAUCCUACUCCUCCGGGACCCUGA